AGCACCCUCCCUCCCUCCAUCCAUCUCUACAUAGCACCAUCCCUCCCUCCAUCCGUCUCUACAUAGCACCCUCCCUCCCUCAUCAUGCAUUCCUCCACCUCCAUCACGUCCCUCUUCUCCUUCACCAGCCCUGCAGUGAAGAGGCUUCUGGGAUGGAAACAAGGGGAUGAAGAGGAGAAGUGGGCAGAGAAGGCUGUGGACUCUCUGGUCAAGAAACUAAAGAAGAAGAAGGGAGCGAUGGAGGAGCUGGAGAAGGCCCUCAGCUGUCCCGGACAACCCAGUAAGUGUGUGACCAUCCCUCGGUCUCUGGACGGUCGUCUCCAGGUGUCUCACAGGAAGGGUCUCCCCCACGUCAUCUACUGCAGAGUGUGGAGGUGGCCCGACCUACAGUCUCAUCACGAACUCAAGGCCUUGGAGUGCUGCGAAUUCGCCUUCGGAUCCAAACAGAAAGACAUCUGUAUCAACCCCUACCACUACAGACGGGUAGAGACACCAGUGCUUCCCCCAGUGUUGGUCCCCCGCCACAGUGAGUUUAACCCCCAGCACAGUCUACUGGCUAAAUUCCGGAAUGCCUCGCUCCACAACGAGCCCCUGAUGCCCCAGAACGCUACAUACCCGGACUCCUUCCCUCCUCUCCCUUGCGCCUCCUUUUCUUCCACCUCCUCAUCCUCUCUCACCCAGUCCCCCACCUCCGCCAGCUACCCCAACUCUCCCAGCAGCUCAGCCGAACCUACCAGCCCCUACCACAUCACAGAGACCCCACCUCCCCCCUAUAGCAUGAUGGAGACAGUCCCAACUGAGGAUGUCAAGCCUGGAGACUCCACACACAAGCUCACCUUCUCAGCUCCGCACAUAGAUCUACGGCCUGUGUGUUAUGAGGAGCCAGAGUACUGGUGUUCAGUGGCGUACUACGAGCUGAAUAAUCGUGUUGGAGAGACGUUCCACGCCUCGUCCCGUAGCGUCCUGGUGGACGGCUUCACCGACCCCUCCAACAACAAGAACCGCUUCUGUCUCGGCCUGUUGUCUAACGUCAACCGCAACUCAACCAUCGAACACACACGCAGGCACAUAGGAAAAGGUGUCCAUCUCUACUACGUGGGUGGUGAGGUGUACGCCGAGUGUCUGAGUGACAGCAGUAUCUUCGUCCAGAGUCGUAACUGUAACUAUCAGCAUGGUUUCCAUGCCACCACCGUGUGUAAGAUCCCCAGCGGCUGUAGUCUGAAGAUCUUCAACAACCAGCUGUUCGCCGAGCUCCUCUCUCAGUCCGUCAACCACGGCUUCGAGGUGGUCUACGAACUCACCAAGAUGUGUACUAUACGCAUGAGCUUUGUCAAGGGCUGGGGUGCAGAGUACCACCGACAGGAUGUCACCAGCACCCCCUGCUGGAUAGAGGUGCACCUGCACGGCCCUCUGCAGUGGCUGGACAAAGUCCUCACACAGAUGGGCUCUCCUCAUAACCCCAUCUCCUCCGUGUCCUAACACACACACACACACACACACACACACACACACACACACACACACACACACACACACACACACACACACACACACACACACACACACACACACACACACACACACACACACACA
Oncorhynchus gorbuscha (pink salmon) is the source of this 1593-nucleotide messenger RNA. It is a transcript of the gene smad9, whose product is annotated as SMAD family member 9. Gene Ontology annotation, cellular component: heteromeric SMAD protein complex. Bases 85 to 1479 code for a protein of 464 amino acids. The transcript has 7 exons. Gene Ontology annotation, biological process: regulation of transcription by RNA polymerase II; cell differentiation; anatomical structure morphogenesis. Gene Ontology annotation, molecular function: I-SMAD binding; RNA polymerase II cis-regulatory region sequence-specific DNA binding; DNA-binding transcription factor activity, RNA polymerase II-specific. Lineage: Eukaryota; Metazoa; Chordata; Actinopteri; Salmoniformes; Salmonidae. The record is from RefSeq and is a predicted model, not a curated record.